Molecule: messenger RNA, 2850 nt
Organism: Hyaena hyaena (striped hyena)
Lineage: Eukaryota; Metazoa; Chordata; Mammalia; Carnivora; Hyaenidae
Gene: TRIM7
Product: tripartite motif containing 7
Exons: 8
Coding region: 117-1757 (546 amino acids)
Molecular function (GO): protein binding; zinc ion binding
Source: RefSeq, a predicted model, not a curated record
CCUUCUUCUACCAGUGGGUGCUCGGAGGCCCAGUCGGGCCUCCCCACUCCGAGCCACAUACUGUCAGGUCCCUCGGCUCUUCAAGCACCGCCAGACUUUGUGCGCUAAGGGCGCGCAUGGCUGCGGUGGGACCGCGAACUGGCGCUGGCUCCGGGGCCGAGGCGUUGGCGCUGGCGGCAGAGCUGCAGGGCGAGGCCACAUGCUCUAUCUGCCUGGAGCUCUUCCGCGAGCCCGUGUCCGUUGAGUGCGGUCACAGCUUCUGCCGCGCCUGUAUCGCCCGCUGCUGGGAGCGUCCCAGCACAGGAACCACGGCGGUACCGCGCGCGCUGCCUUGUCCGCUGCCCUGCCCACAGUGCAGAGAACCCGUGCGUCCCGGCCAGCUGCGGCCCAACAGGCAGCUGGCCUCAGUGGCCACACUGCUGCGGCGCUUCAGCCUGCCUGCGGCCGCGCCAGGAGAACACUGGCCCCCGGAGGCGGCGGUGGCCGGGUGCGUACAGCAUGGCGAACCGCUCAAGCUCUACUGCCAGGACGACGGACGAGCCAUUUGCGUGGUGUGCGACCGCGCCCGCGAACACCGAGCGCACGCAGUGUUGCCGCUAGACGAGGCUGUGCAGGAAGCUAAGCGGUGUCUCCGUCACACCACAUUUCCUCUGCGCCCACUCUCAGCCCUUUCCCUGGGCGUGGCUCUGUGCAACGUCCCCACGUCCUGGGGCCAAACGGGACGACCUUCCCAAAAGGUUGAGGAACUCCUGGAGUCCAGGCUGAAGGUCUUGAGGAAGGAUCUGGAAGACUAUGAGGUGUUUCGUUCCACUGAAGAGAAGGAGAGCAAGGAGCUCCUGAAGCAGAUGGCAGCUGAGCGAGAGAAGGUGGGUGCAGAGUUCCAGGCACUGCGGGCCUUCCUGGUGGAACAGGAGGGCCGACUUCUGGGCCGCCUGGAGGAGCUGUCACGGGAGGUGACACAGAAGCAGAAUGAGAACAUAGCUCAGCUCGAGGGUGAAAUCACCCAGCUCUCCAAGCUCAGCAGCCAGAUUCAGGAGACAUCUCGAAAGCCUGAUCUAGACUUUCUCCAGGAAUUCAAAAACACACUAAGCAGAUGCAGCAAUGUGCCUGGCCCCAAGCCAACCACAGUCUCUUCUGAGAUGAAGAAUAAAGUCUGGAAUGUUUCCCUCAAGACCUUUGUCUUAAAGGGGCUGCUCAAGAAGUUCAAAGAGGAUCUUCGGGGAGAGCUAGAGAAAGAAGAGAAAGUGGAGCUGACCUUGGAUCCCGACACUGCCAACCCCCGCCUCAUCCUCUCUCUGGACCUUAAGAGCGUACGCCUGGGACAGCGGGCGCAGGACUUGCCGUGCCACCCACGCCGCUUUGACACCAACACGCGAGUCCUGGCGUCCUGCGGCUUCUCCUCUGGGCGGCACCACUGGGAGGUGGAAGUGGGCUCCAAGGACGGCUGGGCCUUCGGCGUGGCGCGAGAAAGCGUGCGCCGCAAGGGCCUCACGCCCUUCACCCCUGAGGAGGGCGUCUGGGCGCUGCAGCUCAACAGCGGGAAGUACUGGGCGGUCACUAGCCCGGAACGGACGCCCCUCAGCUGUGGCCACCUGUCCCGCGUGCGGGUGGCCCUGGAUCUGGAGGUGGGGGCCGUGUCCUUCUUCGCCGUGGAGGACAUGCGCCAUCUCUACACCUUCCGCGUCAACUUCCACGAGCGCGUGUUCCCCCUUUUCUCCGUCUGCUCCACUGGCACCUACUUGCGAAUCUGGCCAUGAGAGUCUUUGUCUGGCUUCCCAGAGAGGGUGAAAUCAUUCGAGGGUGAAUGCCUCUCCCUCCUGGCUGCCCAUGGGAAGCAAUGUUGCGCUCCGUUGGAGCCUCCUGGUUACUGUGGGCCUACCCUCCAGACUGGCCCCAGCUCCUGCAGACCACAACAUUGGAGAGAACAAGUGAUUGUGGAAAAGUCUUCCGUGGUCAGCUGAGCGGGGAAGGAGAUGCCUUGGACCUGUGGCGCCAUCCUCUGCCUGUUGUUGACAUGUGGAUUUAGCCUGAGCUGUGAGGACUUGGAGGUGGGUGAAGACAGGAGUCCAGCUAUUGACAGAGCUGUUUACCAUCACUGGGGCUUACUACCUGGACUUAGCAGGGCCUCUGGUUCUGAAGCAAUACCAAGUCUAGUGCUGUCUCAGGCAUAAGGGGGAAAAUUCAAGCCCAGCCAGCCAGGUUCAUGACCACUUCUGCUUCGCCUUCUUGUCAGCUGCCAGCCCUUCCUUUAGACACCUGGAUCCAGCGGAGCUGAGGUCAUUUACUCAGGGAGGAGUACUGUACUCUCAGGUCAGAGAACAGCCUGGGACAGAACUGGAAGGAGAUUCUUGACCUGUACGUGAAAGGAAAGCCCAAGACAAUGGCAUUUGUCAUGGCUACCUUCCAAUACCCCUUAAUGUUGAUACAGAUACAGAGUGAUACAUACAUCCUCUGCCACAGUGACAGCCAUGUGUUCUCACACAUGCCUAAACCCCUUUCAAAUGCCAAAAUAUAGUCUCCCUUGAGUUAGAAGACCAAAGGAUAUGGAAUUUUGAAACAUGAUACAGCACUUAUAAUUUUACAUAUGCAACUAACAUCAGCAUGGGAAUGCACAGAGCACAAACAUGCCCCUGACAUACCCUUUCUGGAACUUGCCAAAUGUGUGCCAACAGCAGAGAACCCUGGUGCCAAGGUCUGCUCAGCCUGUGCCCUGGUGGGGUGUAAUUCCCUUGGCUAAUUGUUCCCCAGCUUCUUUUUGGGAGGCUCUUGGGAGGCAGUUGUGGGCAAUUUCCUGUUUAGUUCUCCCCAGGGAAGGGGGAUGAGGAGAUGGAAAUACAAUCUCUGAGCUCA